Ectocarpus siliculosus is the source of this 2139-nucleotide messenger RNA. NCBI's taxonomy places the organism in Eukaryota, Phaeophyceae, Ectocarpales, Ectocarpaceae. The record is from the annotation of a GenBank genome assembly.
AUGCACGAAGCGGUGCGACACACGCUGGCAAUGUCCAAGUCCGAGAGUAGCGGCGCUGACGGAGAUAACGAACGUGGCCGCGCCGACAUCGAUCCUCACGGCGGGCACCUACUACGCCGUCGGCUGGGUCUACUCCACGGACACCGGCGCCUGGGGCACGACGGGCGACCUCCGCCCCUUCGAGAUCGAGCUCCGGUCGUGCGGAGGAGACGCCGCUCAGCAGGCCGAGUGCGGGCUUGGAGAGUCCUGCGGCAACCCGUACCGCGCGCUGUGCGAUCUAGAGACAGGGGCCGCCUGCAUGGACUCGGACGGCAGCUACGACGUGCUCAUCCCGGAGGACGUCGACGCCGGCAGGAAGCGGCCGCGAAGGAGGUGCUGGCCGUGGAGGCUCCCGCGGCGAGCUCUCUGCAGCCGGGAGAUGCGUUCACGGCGGAGUGGGAGUACGAGGGCGCGGACGGGGAGACCAACGGGAACUUCGAGGUCAACCUGUUCUCGUGCGCCGACCAGGCCUGCGAGCAAGACAGUUGCGGGACCUUGGUAGCGGAGCUCUGUGGGGAGGCGGGCUGCUACGACCCGGGUCCCGGAGACUACGACGUCCGCAUCCCGGCCGACACGACGCCGGGGACGUUCAAGCUCCAGAUCCCGGGGACGCCGCCGACACCGGUGCCUCCCCGCGUGACGUGCGACCCGGCGGCGGUGGUGGCGUUCAGCUACAAGCUGGAGACGUCGACCCUGCUGCCGCUGAUCACGAUCUCGCACGAGAGCGAGGACAGGGACGAGGGGGGCUGCACGAACUUCUCGGGGCUCUGGGAGUGGGUGAAGGCGCAGGAUGCGGACGUGCAGGAACUCCUGUAUCCUGCGGAUCCCACGACGGGCGAAGCGGACACGACCGGGGGGGCGGCGACGGGAGUGUGGCUCCUGCGGACCUCGGUGGACGUGACGAACGGGGUCAUGUUCGAGGUGAUGGGCACCCAAGCCGAAGGGGGCGACAGCGACAAGAUUUUGCUGAGCAGCUCACCGACAAACUACUUCAGGAUCCGCGGGGCGGGGGGGCACCUCUAUUUCUAUCAAACCGAGGUGACAAGCUGGGUAGAGGAGGACCUCGCACCUCACACGCUGCCGGAUGACGCGGAAUGGGGAGCUGAGCCGCGUUCUUAUAUCGGCUGUCUUAGCGAGAUUCUCGAGGAGGGGCAGACAUGCGACGGAGUGGCCAAGAAGGAAAGGGGGGAGUGCCGCAUGGAUGUCAUCGAAAGCAUCAUAUCCUACCUCGGGUACGAGGCGACGGAAUCUUACGGGCUAAGCUGGAAGGUGCGCGGACUGUGUACGGAUCUGAGCAACCAGGACACGCUGUUCGAUUCCGUUCGUGUCUACGGAGAUCUGCAAGACUCCGACAUCUACGGCUUGUGGUACGGGCACUACAGCUACGGCCAUCUCGGCGGCAUGUGGACGAACAACUUCAUGCACGACAACCACGUGUACGGGUUUGACCCACAUGACGACAGCGACUACCUCACCAUCACUGGCAACACGUGCUACAACAACGGCGACCACGGCAUCAUCGCGUCCAAGCGGUGCGAUCACCUUCUCGUCGAGAACAACGAGUCCUACGACAACGGCGGCAGUGGCAUCAUGCUCCACAAGAGCUGCGACUACUCCACGGUCCGAUUAAACACGCUAUACGGAAACUUCGACGCCGGCCUAUCGCUCGUGGAGACAUCGCAUACAUUGGUGACGGAGAACACGCUGAACGACAACAAGUACGGCAUUCGCCUUCUGGUCGGCUCCAACGACAACACGAUUACGACCAACAGCGUGAGCAGCAACAGCCAGCACGACCUGUACCUGUACAUCGGCUCUUCCUCGGAUGUCGCGGACGUGGAGCCGUACACCGGGAUCAACGAAAGGAAUUUCUUGAGUGAAAAUAAUGUAAUGGGGACCGCGAAUUUUCCGGUGUCCGUGGCGGACUCUUCUGAGACCACCCUCUCCGACAACUUCUUCUUGGGCUCCGGCGCGUUCUCAUUCACCCGGUCUGACGAGACCCGGUUGUGGAAUAACGAGGGGGGCGCCGCGGAUUCAACUCCCUACGUGGAAGAUUCGUGCUUCACCGCAGACUCGGGGGUGUCCCCUGAGUGCACAUAA